Exophiala xenobiotica is the source of this 1554-nucleotide messenger RNA. RefSeq lists its product as uncharacterized. Gene Ontology annotation, molecular function: peptidase activity. The record is from RefSeq and is a predicted model, not a curated record. The transcript has 3 exons. NCBI's taxonomy places the organism in Eukaryota, Fungi, Ascomycota, Eurotiomycetes, Chaetothyriales, Herpotrichiellaceae. Gene Ontology annotation, biological process: proteolysis. The coding region runs from base 1 to 1470 and encodes 489 amino acids.
AUGUGUCUCGGAUCAAACGAUCAUCCUGAUGGCCCGUGUCUGGUGCCUCCUCAUCCAAUGCUCCGUGCCCAUCUUGCCGAAGAUAGGCUCAAAGGGCAGCCUCAACAGGCCCUUGGGCAGAUAGUCCUCAGCGGCCCUACGGGAACAUUCCAUGGUCUGAACGAUGGCACUAUUUUCCCUAGAUCACAAUUCCAACAAAUUCCCGUGCCAUCCCUCGCCCGCAUGCGCAGAGCUGCUCUGGAGAGGACCCCCUUGAGAGGCCCGAUUCGUGUUGCCAUUGUGCUUGUCGAUUUUUCGGACAAGCCCAUGACGAUGUCGAAGCAGCAUUUCGAGGAGCUGUUCUUCUCUAAGGGCAAAAUCCCUACCGGAAGCGUGACUGAAUACUACGAGGAUGUCAGUGGCGGCAAGGUCGAAUUGACUGGGGAGGUGGUCGGCCCUUUUCGGAUGCCUCUGAAACUGGCUCAAUACGCACAUGGCGCUUCUGGGCUUACUGAAGCUGAGCCCAACUUGCAGGACCUUGCCGCCCACGCUUUGGCAUCGGCAGAUGGGAGUAUCGACCUGACACCAUAUGACAAUGACCACAAUGGCGUGGUCGACGCCUUCAUCGUGGUCCAUGCCGGUAAAGGUGCCGAAGAAAUUCCUGACCGCGUUGAGAGGGCCAGCAAUAUCUGGUCUGCCAAGUGGAUUCUCAGGAAUAAUACACAGGCAGAUGGCACCAGGGUUUUUGGGUUCCUCACCGUUCCCGAAUUUGCAAAAAUCGGUGUCUGUGCCCAUGAACUCGGCCAUUUGUUGUUCGGUUGGCCGGACCUCUAUGACAUCGAUCAGGAUGGUGAUGAGGAAAACAUCGGCGUGCGGUCUGCGGGUGUCGGCGAUUGGUGUCUGAUGAGUGGUGGUUCGUGGGGCCAUCUUGAAGGUAAUGAAGCGGGCACGACGCCGUGCCACCCUUCAGCAUGGUGCAAGGCAAACCAAGGCUGGAUCAAUCUGAUCCCAGACCAGCAGAACCGCUCGAUCGCUCUCAAGGAUGUCAAGAAAGAGCCUCGAGAAGUGCACAGGCUAUGGACGAAUGGUAACAUCGUCAGCCAGGAGUACUUCUUGAUCGAGAAUCGACAGCUGGAUGGCUUUGACCGGUCACUCCCUGGUCAGGGGUUGUUGAUCUGGCAUAUCGAUGAUGCAAAGGAGACCAACAGGGACGAGAACCAUUACAAGGUAGGCCUCGUGCAGAGUGACAACCGCCGAAAUCUCGAGGCCGCCGAAAACGGUGCAGCCGGCAAUCGAGGCGAUGCAGGCGAUCCUUACCCUGGGACUUCGAACAAUUCGUCCUUUGGUGCCUUCACCAACCCCAACAGUCGAACUUAUCGCGGCCGGGACAGCUUCGUGUCCAUCAGGAAUAUCUCGGCGCCUUCCCAGACCAUGACAAUGGACAUCGCAGUGAGAGCCGGCCUUCCACCAACUCAGGCGUCCAAACUGUGAAGUAAUGCAUCAUUGGUUAGCAACGGGAACUUGGGGAAGACUGUCAGUGCAGAGCGAUGACAUAAGUAUGGGGCAUUCCAAGCG